UGCUGAUGUCAGCCUCGCCGGCGCUGGCUCCUCCCGCACCCACCUCCCGGGCCCGAGGCACACUGCAGCUCCGCGCGGACUCUCCGGCUCCGGCGAGGUGGCUGCAAACUCGCGGGCACGCACGGCGCUCGGGGAGCCGGGGGACUCGGGGGAGGGGACGCGUGCGGAAGGCGCCAGCUUGCUCUCGCCCGCCUCUUGCAGCGCGAGUCGAGGUUGGAGGAACCCGGGGCCUCAGCCCGGCUGAGCCCAGCGGCGGCGGCUUCCCUUUUCUACCCCUGCGAGCUCCAGAGCGCCUCGGGGACCGGCCCUCAAAAGAGCAGGAAAUCUUGUUUACCGCCCGGGGAGAGGAGCCCAUCGAGCCUUUGUCUGGAAAGUCAGCAUCUCCGGAUGAAUCCCUGCAAUGAGUUUCUGGUGAAUUAGCAUUGGGCAGAACGGCCGGAGAAGGGGGUCGCUAGGCUCACGUCUGGUUUCAAAGGCGUAUCCAGCGGGUGACUUUUGAGCAUUCGUUUUAAUUUUUGGAAAUUUCUCUUUUUCCCCCCUCCCUCGCCGCCACCGGGCAUGUCCUGAUCUGACGGCCGCUCCUACCGCCUGGGGCUGCGGAUCCGAGUGGUUUCCAGCGGGGCUCCCUCCCUCCCUCCCGGACUUUGCAAUACCGCGUUCCGGGAGAACCAACCUCGGCGAGGAAGGGGGCGGGGGAGCCACGAACACCCGGACCCAAACCUUGACAUGCUCUUGGGUGGAAAGGAGGAAGCCAGGAGCUGAGUGCACCGCCGGGUCUGUUUCUCCGGCCGGCUCCGAGCGCGGGGCUCCGGGCUCCCUGCCCUGCGCCUGGGCGGCAGCCUUGUUGUUCUCGGGGCCGCCCCCCGCUUCCUGCUCCGGUGGUCCACGUCCACGGCUGGCAGGACCAUGCUGCUCAAGGAGUACCGGAUCUGCAUGCCGCUCACCGUGGACGAGUACAAAAUUGGACAGCUGUACAUGAUCAGCAAGCACAGCCAUGAGCAGAGUGACCGAGGGGAAGGGGUAGAAGUCGUCCAGAAUGAGCCCUUUGAGGACCCUCACCACGGCAACGGACAGUUCACAGAGAAGCGUGUGUAUCUCAACAGCAAACUGCCUAGUUGGGCCAGAGCUGUUGUUCCCAAAAUAUUUUAUGUUACAGAGAAGGCUUGGAACUAUUAUCCCUACACAAUUACAGAAUACACAUGUUCCUUCUUGCCAAAAUUCUCCAUUCAUAUAGAAACCAAGUAUGAGGACAACAAAGGAAGCAACGACAGCAUUUUUGACAGCGAAGCCAAAGACCUCGAGAGAGAAGUUUGCUUUAUUGAUAUUGCCUGCGAUGAAAUUCCAGAACGUUACUACAAAGAAUCUGAGGAUCCUAAACACUUCAAGUCAGAGAAGACAGGACGGGGACAGUUACGGGAAGGCUGGAGAGAUAGUCAUCAGCCCAUCAUGUGUUCCUACAAGCUGGUGACUGUGAAGUUUGAGGUCUGGGGGCUCCAGACCAGAGUGGAACAAUUUGUACACAAGGUGGUCCGAGAUAUUCUGCUGAUUGGACAUAGACAGGCUUUUGCAUGGGUUGAUGAAUGGUAUGAUAUGACAAUGGACGAUGUUCGAGAAUACGAGAAAAACAUGCAUGAACAAACCAACAUAAAAGUUUGCAAUCAGCAUUCCUCCACUGUGGAUGACAUAGAGAGCCAGGCCCAAACAAGUACAUGACAAUGGAUGAAGUCCGAGAAUUUGAACGAGCCACUCAGGAAGCCACCAACCAGAAAAUUGGCGUUUUCCC
Molecule: messenger RNA, 1783 nt
Organism: Eptesicus fuscus (big brown bat)
Lineage: Eukaryota; Metazoa; Chordata; Mammalia; Chiroptera; Vespertilionidae
Gene: PITPNC1
Product: phosphatidylinositol transfer protein cytoplasmic 1
Exons: 10
Coding region: 907-1713 (268 amino acids)
Biological process (GO): phospholipid transport
Cellular component (GO): cytoplasm
Molecular function (GO): phosphatidylinositol binding; phosphatidylinositol transfer activity
Source: RefSeq, a predicted model, not a curated record